Messenger RNA from Cuscuta campestris, 940 nucleotides. The record is from the annotation of a GenBank genome assembly. Lineage: Eukaryota; Viridiplantae; Streptophyta; Magnoliopsida; Solanales; Convolvulaceae.
GAAUCAUAAUAACGUUUCUCGUUCUAGAGUCCAUCGCCAGAGCAUCUGAACACACGGGCGGCGAAGGCCGCCGACAAGGGCUAACAGGUGCGUUCGCUUCUCGCUUCUCUCUUCUCUUCGUCUCCAAGUCGCCACUACUUUGGCUUCCCUCCGCUGCGCCGCCUCCAGGGUUCCCAACCGCGAUUGCUCCGCUUUCUGGGCGUCCAUACGCCAGCUCAAAGGACAAUCAGGGUUCAAGAGCACAAAAAAUGGUGUCGCCAUCAAGGGAUCAAGUUCUCUGUCUCUUCCGGUCACUGCUAAGGGCAGCUCGUGACUUUCCAGACUACAACAUACGUGAAUACACAAAGCGCCGGACCAUUGACUCCUUUCGGCAACAAAAAGCCCUCUCAGACUCUUCUCAAGUCGCCGCAGCCUUCUCUGAUGGCAAGGCACAGCUCGAGACUGCCAAACGCCAGGCCCUUGUCUAUGGUCUCUAUGCCCCCAAGAUGAAGAGUGUUAUGGAACUAAACCACUGACUCUGAGCACUUCAUUUUGGCGUAGCUGUGGGUUCAUUUCCAGAAUGAUGUGAUGAAACACUACUUUCCCCUUGGAUGUAUCUGCACUUUUUCCCCAUAUGUUCAUGUGAUAUUUCUACCUGCAUUACUUCCAUUCAAAUCCCAAUACAUUGUCCAUAAUCAUCAUCAAUGAAUUGUCACUUUAUGGAGUAGAAAAUUAUUAUUUUUGUACAUCAAUCGGUGUACCCCAUGUCGUACACCGUCCAAUAUUUUUGUACCCAUCGACAAAAACAUAGUUUUACAAUGUUCAUGAGAGUGAUCAAAGACAUUGCACAAACAACUUUUGUCGAUAUGGAAACAAAAAAGCUUGCAGCGGACACUUUUCUGAAUCGAAAUUGAUAUGGAAAUAAAUGCCCUCUUCCUCCAAAGAAAGAGGUGGGUUUGAU